UGCCCACGCCAGAGAGCGCUUUGCCCUACAGUAACCUCCUUCAUCUCUGCGCAUCAGGCUUGCAACAUCCUGCUUUAGCAUGUCUCAUUUCUGCUAUGCUUAAACAACUUACUUUUAGCGCACAUGAUACUGAUAAACGAGCACAAAUCAGCCGCAGUGCUAAAACGAAGACAGAGCUAUGUUUGGUGAAUGUUGUGGAGGACCGACAGUGUUGCUGAGUGAGCAGAGGCGCCGGUAGUGGACAGAUUUUGUCAGCCCAUAUGAUGUGUUCAACCGCCGAGCCCAAGUAGCUGACAAUUACAGCAUCGACGGAACAAACUACACCAGCCAGGCUAACAUGGUGGAUAUUUGACAAGAGGUGGCCAUGGACGCCUUCAGCCAGCUGAUCUUGCUCAUCGCCACAGUCAGCUUUUUCACCUUCCAGUGGCUCUUCCACAGCUUGAGUCCCUGGUUGUCAUGCAGGAUCAGCCCAGGCUUCCUGAAACUCAGCCACAAGCAGCAAAUUGAGUGGAACUCGAGGACAGUGUCCACAUUCCAUGCCAUAGUGGUCGGGCUCUUUUGCCUCUACAUCCUUUUUUUCGAUGAAGCCACCAAUCAGGACCCUGUGUGGGGAGAUCCAACAUUGGUGAAGAUAAACGUGGGAAUAACAACAGGCUACCUCAUAUCUGACCUGCUGCUCAUAUUUUACUAUUGGAGGGCGAUAGGGGACAAGUUUUUUGUAGUUCACCACCUGGCUGCAUUGUAUGCUUACUACUUUGUACUGGGUCAAGGAAUGUUGCCUUAUUUUGCUAACUUCCGUCUGCUUGCAGAGUUUUCCACUCCGUGUGUGAACCAGCGCUGGUUCUUUGAAGUGUUAGGUUACCCUAAAUCCUCCAGACUCAACAUUGCCAACGGUGUGCUGAUGGCGGCUGUGUUUUUCAUGGUGCGCAUCGCAGUCAUGCCUGUUUACUACAGCCGUAUGUACUCUGUAUAUGGCACAGAGGCCUUCUAUCGCGUGUCGUUCGGUGGCCGCAGUGCCUGGAUCUUUUCCAGCAUCUGUUUGGACAUCAUGAACGUCAUGUGGAUGCAUAAGAUCGCGUGCGGCUGCUAUAAGGUUCUGCGCUCCAGCCAGCAUGUGAAGUCCAAGGCCCAAGAAAAUGGAAAAAUGAACUAGGCAUGGAAGAAAGUUCAUUCUCCUCAAUGGGGGAAUUCGAGGAAGACCCUUAGUGCACCCUGUUGUUUUAGAAGUGGCAGAUUGUGAGUCAGCCAGCAGCAGCUGCGUAGUUCGACUGAUGUACUUGCUUUUGAAGCUGGUCAUGCAGAGAAACCACCCCGGAGCAAUACAGUACACGAUCAAUGUUUUCAGUGAUGCUUGUGCUACAAGCUCGUGUCGGCUUAAGAUGGCUGCUGGCGUCCCUCUUUCCACCUGCUUCAGCGGUUUAGGCCCAACGUACAACAAAAGUUCAGCUCAGAAAGCACUGGAAUUUUCUAUUUUCGUUAUGUUUGAGCUGUUUAGAUUUGUAUUGCCUGAAACUGGCUUUUAUUUAAAACUUUCCACUUUCCACUUACUAGGACAAAAUGUGCCACAUCCUUCUGAUUUAUUAACUCAUCGAAGUCACUGCCAUCUAUAAACUCGAACAGCCACCGUGUUUACUCUGAAGUUACACUUCAUAUACUAACUGUGAAGGAUCUCACGCUCUCACCUUCACUACAUUACACCAGGACUCGCUCCCAUCACAGACCACGUGACCACUCCCAACAAGACGAGAUCUUUACGCCAAGGAUGAUGGGAAGGUUGACUGUGAAUGUGCACAGACUUUUUUACAUUUACAUAAAGAUUUUAUACCGAUGUUGUUGUGAUGGAGAAGAGUAGUGCACUUUCUUUGUGUGAUGGGGGACACAUACUUCUGUCUUUGCUUUUUGGAAAUUGUGCUGGACUCGACAUCUUCACCUAGAUUUGGUUUGGAGGAGGAUGAACAUAAUUUCUCACCCUGCUCUGGCAUUGCUGUGAGAGAAGAGUUUUGAUUUUUAAAGUGAAAUGGUUUACACACACACACACAUGCACACUUACACACACAAACACACACUUGAAAUUCUCCACACCACAGCUUCAUUUGUACAGGGGAUACUGUAAGUGCAUGCUGCAGUGUGGAUCUCUGAAUGUUUUUGCAUCGUUGACGAUAGGAAUAUUAAUGGACAUGCACAAGUACGCAUUUUAGUUUCAUGUACAGUGACAAUAGAAUAUAAACAGUCUAAUAUUUUGUAAAAGGCUUUGGUCAUGGACCCUAUGGCUGAUGUUCCUUAUAUGCGCUCACUAAAGCAAAGGAUGUUCAACAGACUUUUAUUUUUUUUUGUGCAUCAUGCCUUAUUUAUUUGAACCAGAACUGAAUCAGCAUGUACAUGUAUAUUUAUUCUUUUAAAAGGAAGUGUAUUAUGUAUGGAGAAAAGGUGUUUGUGAUGUAUCUUAAUAGAUAUAUACUGAAUAACAGCGGCAACACAGACAUAUUUAAAUCAGCUUGAGAUGCAUCAUGUUACGUUGUACGAAAAUUUUAGCGUAGAUUAUUCACACAAGUCUUGAAUCUGAUUGAGAAAUCGCCUACAAUGAUACUAUUACUGGAUGCCACACAUUAUUUUAUAUUCUGAAAUGUAAAAGUAUUUAUGUAGGUAUGUGUGUGAGAUGACAUGAGAUAUUGAGGAAUUCUUUGCUCUUUUAAAUUGACAGAUGUUCUAUUUUCUAUCGAAUAAAUGACUUGAAUCUUUGCUCUACCUUAUGGUGAAUAAUAUUCAGUGCAGAUUUACUUCUUUUCUGUACUUACAAGAUGAGGCCAGUCAUAAUCGUUUUGCAUUCACUUGUUUUAAUCACUUGUUCUAGCUGCCUUUUUAUUUGGACAUUUUUUUUGCUUAUUUUCGAUACCUUCUGAUGCCAUUACAUGUUUUGCUUUGGGUUGAGCUUGCAUGUCUUUCCUUUACAUUUUUUUGUCAGAUUCUUGCCUUAGGUCUAAUGGAUGAAAGAUGAAAUGAAAGUUUGCUAAAAUGUUUUUUUAAUUUGUACUGUUUAGUGUGGAUUCAGGUACACCAGCAUAAGAUAUGUCUUAAAUAUGGUUUUGGUUAUGGUUUUGCCCAGUUUCCAUGUUUCAGAUUCCUUUUAAGCUUUUCUUUGUUCUGAAUAAAGUCAAAUGUUUUCAUACUAGAUGUAAAUACAUUCCAUUUAUGUAAUACAGUCAUGUAAUGCAUAAAUGCAUUUCUGUACACCUUCAGUGUGAGAGCUACACCUGACAGUGAUGGCUGUAAACUCAGUGAAUAGCUAGUGUCGUUUGCGUUUUCCCACAAUGGGAAUGCUGGUUUAAUAUUAGUUAGUUAGUAAGUAUACACAUUAAUCUAAACUCAUCUGGCUCUCAAGUAACUUGAUCGAAGAGAACCCCACACACUUUGUCUACACAUGCUUUUGCAUUUGUGUGAAGCUACACAGAGCAAGCAGCCUCACUGCGUUUGAUACUGUAUGUCCGGAUGCUCCUGUGUGUGAUUUUAAGCUGUAUGAAGCAGGACCAAGAAUGUUACUUAGCUCUCACUGAUUUUUAAAUCUUGUCCUCUAUCUGACCUAUUUGACCCUGUUUGCUGAAUAAAGCAAUAUGUUCAUUUGGAUUAGUGUAAUUCAGCCCCCCCGUGAUGAUCAGUGUCAGCGGCGCCUUCACUGAUUGUACUUUGUAUCAGACACAUCAGUUCCAUUAAAGCAAUAAUUCAUGGAAAAAUCGAAUUUGCACAAUGUUCUAUUAAUCACCUUUUCUAUCCCAAAGGCAAACACUGCUUAUAUUUCUGUUAACAGUGCUUAUGUUUACAUUUAUGGCAUUUAUUUGUUUUAGUUUAACAUUUUAUCUAAUUUUUUUUAAAUAUACAACUGAGCAGUUGAGGGUUAAGGGGCACAGUAGUGCCUGCUGGUACUGGGAUUUAAACUCACAACCUUCUGACCAGUAGUCUUACCCACGGAGCUACCACUGCCCCCUCAGCUCUUCUAUGUAAAAUAUAUUUCAUUUACUACUCCGGGAGAGUACUUUCAUUCAUUUAAUUAAUUUAUUUCAUGCUGUGUGUGUGUGUGUGUGUAUAAGAGAGAGAGAGAGAGAGAGAGAUCUCCCAUGUAGUCUUCCUGGGAUCAGCGCCACUCAGACCCUGACUUAAGUGUUAGUGUUGAGUGAACAGAAGUCAUUCUUUCUCAGUGGGCCUCGAUCAGAAACCUGCAGAAACAGAUUAACACGAAAGAAAGCAGUAUUAAUUAGACACUGUCUGACUUACAAUUUGCAAGGAGAGAAGAUAGAAUGAAGUGAUGGAGCAAUCAGUCCAAUUGAGGCUCCAGAAGAGAUCUCAGCAGAUGCUGGCUUUAUAUGGAAAGUAUUACCAGAGUUGCAAAAGCCUGUAGAACAGAAACAAUAUCCCAAUUUGUAUGAACACUCACAAGGCACUUUAUUACCAUCACUACACUGAUACAGGGUAGAGCUUCCUUUGCUCUCGAAACUGCUUCAGAUCUUCCUAGCAUGGAUUUCAAUAGAUGCUGGAAACAUUCUGAAAGAUUCUGGUGCUACCUUUGAGGUCCAUGUUUAUAUGAUUACAUGACACGAUUCCUGCAGCUUUUUCAGGUGAGCUUUGAGCAGCAGACAUGUGAACAGCAUGAACUUUUGCAUCAGAAUAUUACUGUAAUUUACUGGACUCGAACUAAAAUAAUAAGAUUUUUGUAAUUGAUUACAGAAUGGUGAAAUCUUUCUCAAAAGAUAUUUUGACUUUUUUCGUUUUGCUUUGUUUUUUACCCUAACUGAAGCCCAUUUCAGCAGUAGAAGCAUUAGAAGGUACUUUUCUAGGCCACUAGAUGGUGCAAGGGAGCUGUUAUGAAUAUUUAAGAACUGCAGGCAUCUGUACUUACUUCUAAAGAGGAAUGAUCACAGUUGUCACACUGGUCAUGUAGCUGUGUCCCAUUUUAGCAAGUGGUAGAUGAGGAGCAGGUGUUGAAGGCAGGGGACACGUGGUGAAGGAGUUUACAGAGGACAGGGAAGUCGGAGUGGAGUGGUGGCGAAGAGGUUAUUGAUUGCAGAAGUACAGGAAGAACUGAGAGAGGAAGGAAAGGCAGCUGGGAAGGCUGAAACCUGACCAGGAGACAAGAGGAGCAGAAGUUCAUCUUCUCCAAUUUUUCUUCUUUUCACUUUCUUUUCACAGCCAUUACAAUAAGCAUAAGCAAAAAUCUGAAUCUUGAACUGACGCAUUCAUUUCACUUAAAAUCACACAAAAAAGUGUGCCAGCAAUGUAUUU
Hemibagrus wyckioides is the source of this 5271-nucleotide messenger RNA. It is a transcript of the gene tlcd4a, whose product is annotated as TLC domain containing 4a. Gene Ontology annotation, cellular component: membrane; endoplasmic reticulum. The record is from RefSeq and is a predicted model, not a curated record. Gene Ontology annotation, biological process: lipid homeostasis. Bases 365 to 1153 code for a protein of 262 amino acids. Lineage: Eukaryota; Metazoa; Chordata; Actinopteri; Siluriformes; Bagridae. The transcript is spliced from 7 exons.